AUGACCAGAGCUACUUUUGAGCAGUCGAGUAUUCAACUUGGACCACGAGCCAUCAGCACCGAGUUGUCAACAUGCGGUUAUCUAAACGGCGAUCCAGACAAAGAGAGAACUGCUGACUCUGGAUUUAACUGUCGUGUUGAUACAAGGCAUGGUCUAUGGGGAUUCUGCCCAACAACCGUACUGACCGCUUCAGAUUGCGGACUGGCUGGGCACUGCAUCGAUCGAGGCUCAUGUUCGACUGGCUGUGGUAUAGCUGAUGAAGGUCUGACUACGUUUACCUGUGGGAAGGGAUCGUUCUGUUCUACAGCGAUUCUAACGUUCGGGAUAGACCAAGAAUAUAUGUACCUUGCCUGCAAUAAGUAUGCUACAGUUGAGCAUUAUCUAGUUACCCCAGUACUUGCAGUAACAACAGCAACAACAAAAACGGAACAAACAUCGCAAGAGCCAACUUCAACUACGGUUUCGAGCGAUGAGUCUUCAACUACUAUCGAAUUAGCCGAACAGACAUCUACUCAAACGACUAGCAGUUCCUCAGGAGAGAAAUCUUUGGAACUUGGCCCUGUUAUCGGGGGUGCGGUCGGCGGGUUGAUUAUCAUAUGUGCGACGGUUAUUGGAGGGAUCUAUCUUCUUCGACGAAAUCGCAGGAGGGAAGACAAAGAGGAUUUUCCAAAGGCGGACUCUGCAAAGACAUUUUGGGCGAAGAAUGGAGACAAUGUACCCCAAGAGUUACAAAGUGGUUGGAUUCUUGCAGAGAUGCCGGCAGAACAGAAAGCUCGAGGUCCAGUCGAGUUGGCUGCUUGA
Messenger RNA from Fusarium poae, 801 nucleotides. RefSeq lists its product as uncharacterized. The transcript is spliced from 2 exons. NCBI's taxonomy places the organism in Eukaryota, Fungi, Ascomycota, Sordariomycetes, Hypocreales, Nectriaceae. The record is from RefSeq and is a predicted model, not a curated record. The coding region runs from base 1 to 801 and encodes 266 amino acids.